This is a messenger RNA of Fragaria vesca subsp. vesca, 1138 nucleotides long. RefSeq names its product protein ABIL2-like. The coding region runs from base 141 to 1028 and encodes 295 amino acids. The record is from RefSeq and is a predicted model, not a curated record. Lineage: Eukaryota; Viridiplantae; Streptophyta; Magnoliopsida; Rosales; Rosaceae. The transcript is spliced from 10 exons.
UUUUUUUGCAUGAAACAAAACACAUUCUAUUUCUUUUGCAAGUCUUACUUGGGGUGCUUAUUUCUCUUUUAACAUAUUGGGUUUGAGUGGGAGGUCAGCUCUGGAUUGCAGGUUCCUCAAAACCCAGAAGUGUUGUAGGUAUGCAGAAAGUGCUGUCUUCCUCUUCGAUUUCUUCUGCCCCGAAAGAAGCUUCACACAAUGAUGAACUCUUCAUGAAGCAGAGGGUGCUCUUCUCAGAGAAUCUGAAUGAGCUGACGAAUCUGAGGAAACAGUUGUACUCAGCAGCCGAAUAUUUCGAAAUAUCUUACAGCAAAGAGGACCAGAAACAACUUGUGGUGGAGACCUUGAAAGAUUAUGUCAUCAAAGCUGUUAUCAAUACAGUUGACCACUUGGGUUCAGUGGCAUAUAAAGUCAAUGGAUUUUUGGAUGACAAAGUCAGUGAGGUUUCAGAAACUGAGCUUAGACUCUCUAGCUUUGAACAGCGACUGAGGACAUGCCGAGACUUCAGCAAUCAAGGAGGCUUAUUCCAACAUUCAUUUGCCAUAAACUUUCCUAAGCACCAUAAGCGAUACAUCUUGCCAGGUGGAGCAACAACUCAAACAGUGGGUCAGUCUGCAUUGAUAUAUCAUCACAGAAAUUUAUCUGGGACUAAUACUGCCACAACUAGGGAGACCUCUCCAACAGUUGUCAGUGAAGAGUAUUCACUAACGCAUUCUCCACAAUCUUCACCUGGAGCAUUUCAGUUUGCAAGAAUCGGAUCCAUACAUGAGAAACGAAGUGUCUCACCGCUUAAGUUUCCAAUUUUACGGUGUGGCUCUGUUGUAAAGAGAUCAAGCACUCUGAACUCUUCUUCUACUGCUAAACUGCGGUACCCAUCGGAGCCUCGGACUAGGAGAUCAGCUUCAUUUCAUAACGAAAGAGACACUGAAGUGGAAUCAAGCAAAAACAAGAAAUUCUAUAAAGCCUUAUUGAGCAUGGGCAAAUCUAGAAAUGAUAAGGCAUUGUACAAAUACUUGGAUAAGAAUUAGAACAACAAAACACAGCAGUAUAAGCCUAUCUUUGCUUUUCACUUUCAGUUUUCUCUUUUCUACUUGUGUCUUGCUAGCGAGUUUUAAAUCAUUCAGCAUUGAUGGUUUUU